UGCGCGUCCACGGCGGAAUGGCUCUGCAGCUCACACACUGAAAGCUGUGCGACCGGGGCAUGCAUUCACUUUAACCCAGCAGACCAACAAGCUGCUGUGUAGUCUGGAGCAGAUCCACGGCAAAACGACGUCUUGGUUUUCUGCAAUAGCAUCACUGGAGCUUUGGAGGUGAAGAAGACAUGUGAAGAGGCAGGUGCACAGAUUUGCGCCUCCUCUUUUUUCUCUUAUCUUUUGCAAUCUGAUUUUCGACCGCAGCCUGUGAUAUGCAGCCUCCACCUGCCAGAUGUGUGGUACCAGCACCACAACUGCAGCCUACAGAGUGCGUCUCCUCUCUACCUGCUGCUGAUCCUCUGGGAUCUGUGGUGGAGCACUGAGACGUCCACAGCUGCAACUAUCAUCAUCAUCCUCAUCCUCAACGUCUGCCGCUUAAAACACGACAACACGCAAGAGGAGAGAGGCUGCCUUUGGCUGAUCAAAGAUCCAGCAGUCACAGAGCACCUGUGGACGAUGACUCCAGCCGAGCUGCUGGCGUGAACGCAGCAUGAGAUAAUUGAGGAGAGCCAGAUACUCGUCGCUGAUUCAAGCUUUUUUCUGUCUGGCGCUGAGGAAAAUGUUCCAGUGUGUCAGUUGACUGGCAGGGUUGCAGUGCUGUUGUCGCCCUGGACAUAGCCAGCAGCUGAAGCACGGACACCAAGAAGGAGAUGGCUCGUCCAGGAUCGGGGUUGCUGGCGCCCGGCAACGGGUUGGGGUACCCCCCUCAGAACCUGGCCAGGGUGGUGGUCUGGGAGUGGAAGAAUGAACAUGGGCGAUGGAGGCCCUACAGCGCAGCGGUUUGCCACCAUAUUGAGAAUGUACUGAAGGGGGACGUCCGGGGAACUGUAGUGCUGGGCCAGGUGGAUGCCCCGCUCUCUCCAUACGUCAUCGACCUGCAGUCCAUGCACCAGUUUCGACAGGACACAGGCACCAUGAGACCAGUGCAGAGGAACUUUUACGAGCCGUCGUCCGCUCCGGGGAAAGGCGUGGUGUGGGAGUGGGAGAACGACAACGACUCGUGGACGCCGUAUGACAUGGAGAUCUGUGUGACCAUCCAGAACGCCUAUGAGAAGCAGCACCCCUGGCUUGACCUGACUUCUCUGGGCUUCUGCUACCUCAUCGACUUCAACAGCAUGUGUCAGACCAACAGGCAGAGCCAGCGCAAGCGACGCCUGCGGAGACGCAUGGACCUGGCCUUCCCGCUCAUCAUGGGCUCCAUCCCCAAGUCGAAAUCGUGGCCCGUGGGAGCCAGCGCCGGCCAGCCCUGCUCCUGCCAGCAGUGCAUCCUGGUCAACAGUACGAGAGCCGCCUCCAAUGCUAUCCUGGCCUCCCAGCGGCGGAAGCUCUACGGGGGGACAGCGGGAAACCCGGGCGCCGCAGGAACCCUCGCUGUCGUGCGGCAGAGCAACACCUUUGCUGGAACCUCCCUGUGGUCGCCGACCUCCGCCUCCUCCGGCCCCAACAACAUCAACAUAAGUAUGGGUGGUGGGCAAGCCAAAGCUGAGCAGGUGCAGUUGCCGCUGCCCUCUGCCAACUUCCCCUGUUCCCCCAUGAUGCCAUCUCUUUCAUCCACCCAUGGCCACCACAAGCUCAACGUCAACGGACAGAACAACCUGAACCGGCCGGGCACACAGCGCAUCUCCAUGGGCACCGCCAGAGGAGCCAUCCCACAAGGGGUUCCUGCCCUCCCAGUAAAGAACCUGACUGGAUCUGGACCUGUGCACCCGGCACUGGCAGGUAUGACGGGUAUCCUGAUGUGCGCUGCAGGUCUGCCAGUUUGCCUGACUCGGGCCCCCAAGCCCAUACUGCACCCACCACCCAUCAACAAGAGCGACAUGAAGCCUGUGCAAGGGAUCAACGGCAUGCGCCGCAAAACCAAGAAAAAGCACCUGAGGAGAGGCAAAAACCCAGAGGAUGUGGUGCGGAGAUACACGGACAAGAUUAAAGUGGUGCCAGAUGAGGACUGUACCAUCUGCAUGGAGAGGCUGGUAAUGUCAUCAGGCUAUGAAGGCAUCCUGCAGCACAAAGGCAUCAAGCCAGAACUAGUGGGCAAACUUGGCAAGUGUGGGCACAUGUACCAUCUGCUGUGCCUGGUGGCCAUGUACAACAAUGGCAAUAAGGAUGGCAGUCUUCAGUGUCCAACAUGCAAAACCAUUUACGGUGAGAAAACCGGCACCCAGCCUCCCGGGAAGAUGGAGUUCCACGUCAUCCCCCACUGCCUGCCUGGCUACCCGGACUCCAAGGCCAUCCGCAUCGUCUACGACAUUCCUGCUGGGAUCCAGACCAAUGAGCACCCAAACCCCGGGAAGAAGUUCAGUGCAAGAGGGUUCCCUCGUCACUGCUACCUCCCUGACAAUGAGAAAGGCAGGAAGGUACUGAAGCUGCUGAUCAUGGCCUGGGACCGACGCCUCAUCUUCACCAUCGGCACGUCCAGUACCACCGGCGAGUCGGACACGGUGGUGUGGAACGAGAUUCACCACAAGACAGAAUUUGGAUCCAACCUGACCGGCCAUGGCUACCCAGACCCCAACUACCUGGUCAACGUCCUGACGGAGCUGGUGGCCCAGGGGGUCGGCGAGGACAACUUGAAGGACUGAUGGUCGGCUGAGCUGAGAAACACAACCCAACAUGCCCCGCCAUCUCAGAGGACAGAACCCUGCAUGACGGGCCAACAAGUAGCCGACAACUCUUUGGCCCCCACAAACAAAAAUACCCAGCGGAAGUGGUGGCACAAGAGCAACGGAAGCUAACUAAAUGGCGCGGUUAUGGUCGAUAUUUUAAUUUUAAAAACCCACGGUUUCCUCCCCGCUGUCUCUUGAUCCAUGCCUUGAGCAUGUUGUGUUCUAGCCAGAUGUUCUCAGAGGGUUGAAGAAUACACAGACAAGGUGAGAUUUCUGUCUUGGUAAAUUGUGUUUGACCCCUUUUCGAUUCCAACUGAAGAUGUUCCUCUGCACUUGAGGAGGGCUCAUAUUUGUAAAUGGGUCCAUAUUUGUAAAUGCUGAACUCCAGAAUGCAUGGCCCAGACUAACGCUGCAUAAUGAAGGAUGGGCAAAUAUCUGCAAUCGGAUAAAGUGUCCGUUUCUUGCUUGAUAUUGUGAAGAGAAAUUUAAGAGAAUUUCAUCAUUUUCAUGAAUCCAAAUGAAUUGACCAUAUGCGUCCCCCUUUUCCUCUAAGAAUUGAUUACUGGUGAAUGUGUGUCUGUUAAGUUGCACUGGGCAUCUCUGACAUUUUACCCUUCUGAGACCUUUGGUCAGUUCUCUAAAAUGGAAGUUUGUUCUGUCGUGCACAAAGUAGAUUCCAGGGAGAUGAAGGCUAUGAAAUAUUAGUGUUUGGUAAUAAGCUUAUGUUGGAUGGUUAACCUUGUGAACUGUCUGUGAGAGCAGACAUGAAAUAAAUGAAACAAGCAUCUAUCCAGUCAGUUUGAUGCCCGUCAUGAGGUGUUGUGACUUGACAGGCUGAGGUUGUGAAGAGGGAUUUGCUAUGCUCCGAGGUUAAACUCAUUUGUUUUGUUGACACACUGAUGAUGAUGACCUCUGUGAACAGAGAUCCUGCAUUAUUAUUCUCCCUGUUGGAGACAAAUCCAGGCAUCUUCACAAUCCAUCAUUCUGACCAUACACAAGGGGCGGCUGUAGCUCAGUGGGGUAAGGAGGUCAUCCUGCAACCCCAAGGUCGUGGGUUCGAUCCCCGCUCUCCCCAUUAGUUGCAAGUCGAAGUGUCCUUGAGCAAGGCACUGAACCCCCAGUUGCUUCCCGGGCGCAUCACUGCAGCCCACUGCUCCUUAAUAACUAUGGAUGGGUUAAAUGCAGAGAACUAAUUUCCCCUUGUGGAUUAAUAAAGUAUAUAUCUAAAUCUAUCUAUAUCUAUCUAAAAACAUGCUGGCUUGAGGUCCUUUUUAGGAGAAAAGCUGAACAUGCUUCUAGCAGAUGGAUGUUUCUCUUUCAAACACCAACAGUUCUCCCUUGGAGAUCCGUCUCGGGCUUUGGCUUACCAGAGAGCCACACCUCUUGUUUUCUGCUGGGCAGUCCGCAGCGCUCCACUGCUUGUAUAGCGAGCGGGGAAACAUCUCAUUCUUUGCGUGAGCUCAUUCAGUCAUUGAGUUGUUCGAGUCGAUCCUGAUGUACACACCUGCUGUCCUGCCUCUACCCGGCAACAGCAGAGCACUUCGUUCUAGAAACCUUGUUCUUGGAAGAAAGAAAUUCAUAUUUCCCCCUUAGGUAUCUUGCCCAUGUGGUGAAGACUGUGUGAAGGUCCUUGGAGGAGGUCUUGUGUUGUUUCUACGCUCUGAGAUAAAAGAUAACCCAGUGCUGCAUAAUUCUCCAUUCAUACAUCUGAAACGUUUUAAUCAGAGGGGGUGUUGAUGUGAGGUUUAUCGUGUGGACACCCAGCUGUGAGCUUGGUUUUGGAGUGAAUCAUAGUCUUCCAUAGCACUUUGAGGCAACGGUUUGGUUUAAUCAGUCGUUAAAUUUUUAAGAAAAUAUAAAAUAGCAACUCGAUCUUUUUAUUUUUAUUUAAGUUGUUGUUUAUAAACCGGCUUGCGACGCUUUGAAACAUAGGCCUAUCUAUCGAUAUACAUUUGCAGAUGUGAUAUAACUUUAAAUUCAAGCUCAAUUUGAGUCGACGGUGUAAGUUUAAUUUAUUUUUAUACUCUUCUAUAUCGUAAAUAUAAAGAUGGCCCACAUAUCUAUACACAGGCACAUGUUAACAUGAAUACAUAAAAUCUGGCAAAGAUGAAUUUGUCAGUAUGUCAGGGACUGUUGAAAUAUGUACGACAUGUUAUGGACGUCUUAUAUUACAAGUAGUCUUAGCGUAUGCUGCUCUCGUUACCUUAAUGUAGAAUCUGUGUAGUUGAUCCCCUGUGGGACUCCAAUAAAUACAGUAAAUGUGUCUUUAUUAUUGGUGGGGAGCUUUAGCAGCAUGAAGAUGUCCGUUCCCCCCAAAUAGACCAUUUCUCUUUUUCUACUUGUCCAGAACAUGGGAAUGGAUGCAGUCAGCAAUCUGUGUUCAGUGUGAUGGUGAAACCGGCACGCCUGGGUUAAAUAGAAGCUAUUUCUUGAUGUUUGUUUUAAGUUAGCUGGAGCAACAAAGUGAUGCGAUUGACCAAAGUCAGCUGUCAAUCAAAGUACACUGAAUUACUUUUUUUUUUAAAGGCCCUGAAAACACAAUACAGAUUCCUCCCAAAGUUACAUUUUUGUUAUUUUCCAUUUUUUUGAAUGCAUGUCCUUGCUUUUGUGUUCAGAUACAAAGCAAAGCAAAUACUUUUCUGUAAAAAAUACCAACUUGCUGGAACCUGCUCAGGCUUCAACCAACUUUACAACAUACUAAACGUAUUUGUAAGUGUGAUAUUUGACCCAGGUGUUGAAAACAGAUAUUAUUUGGCCUGUUCCAGCUCAAGUACUCUCCUUCACAACCUUUUUGACUCCCUUUAUAAUACGGGACAGCAAGAGAUAAUGCUUCCAACCUAUCAGGGACUUUUUUUCCAUGUUGUGAGAAGUUUAAUCAACCAGAGGAAUCCAAAUGUUUGCUUCUGUGACUUUUCCUUUCCAUGUGUUGGCCUUGUGGUGAGAAUGAUUGCAGGCCCUUAAGACUUUUCAGGUGUGUACAGACGUAUAUGGGAUCGAUGAAUAAAACAUGGCAUUGGUCUAAUUGAGUGAGGUGAUGUAUAUGCAAUUUACAAUUUUUAAGAUCUUAUUCAUGAUUUAUGUGUAGCAAGAAGGCAUUUUAUUUGUUUGAGAUGACGAUGGAUGUUUUCUUUAUGGGGUGCCUACUGUACCUCAUGGAUUCUGAACAAAGGGGUUGCAAUCCGAAGAUCAUAUUCUGUGUACUAGAAAACAUAUAUUUUUGAUGUCUUUUUUUUGAAUGAUGAUUGUCUCUAAAAGAAUGAUUACACACCAUUGCUGUAUAACUCUUAUUAUGAUUCAUAACAUACUACUGUGCAUUUGAAAUAAGGGGUGAAAUCCCUUCAUAAUCCUAACUCAUGAAGUAUACAGUACUCUCAUACUAUCAACUGCGAACGUUGACAUCCGGCCACUUUACUUUUAAAAGCGCGUUCACUUCCCUCGUGCAGAAUAGCUCUGCUCGCGAGCGGGAUUAAAAACCCGCAAUGCUUUGAGGGCAACGAGCCUCACCUGGUGCACGACUUCAGUCACUGCUCUGCUGCCCGCAAAGCUUUUCAUCUUAUUUUUAUUUCUGACAUUAAGUGGGCGGACCCAGUCACCACGACAUUGAAUUGGCAGGAUGUCAUUCCCGACACAGCCGCUAGGUGGCGGUAUAACCGUGGGUUCCAAACCGACACUGAACGCCACACAUGCGCGCGCACAUCUCAUUUGUGCUCGCGGGCGUUGACCUUGAUUUGCCUCCAUCUGCAUAGCUUUUAACAUGUGAAACUUCAUAGCUUCUUUAGAGAUAUCACACGGGUCUUCUGGUGAUUUCGCACUGUGUUUAGCAUCUGACUUCAGUUGGAAGGGUUCGCUCCUCUAUCGUGUUUGGUUCAUGGGGACGAGGCAGCGUUUGGCUCCUCUCCUCUCUUUUGACCAUGAGAUAGUUUUACAUCUGAAGCACCCAUUUUAAUUGACAGUUUCAAAUCAUGAUUUGUGUGUUUUACUUUCUCUUAAUCGGUCUCUACAUAUUGCUAUUUAAAAUGGUUCGUAAAGAGAAACUGAGAUCAACUAAAAGCAAGACAUAGAGAGACAUGAUUAAACUAUAAAGGGCUUCUUAAUAUAUCGGUCUUUAUUGAAUUGUGAUGACCUUGUUGCAUGUCUGUGUGUUUCUUGUGGAAAAAUAAAUGUGCCCUGGACUGGGGUAGUUUGUUUGACCUUU
Messenger RNA from Pseudoliparis swirei, 6849 nucleotides. RefSeq names its product deltex 1, E3 ubiquitin ligase (gene dtx1). NCBI's taxonomy places the organism in Eukaryota, Metazoa, Chordata, Actinopteri, Perciformes, Liparidae. Gene Ontology annotation, biological process: Notch signaling pathway; protein ubiquitination. Gene Ontology annotation, cellular component: nucleoplasm. Gene Ontology annotation, molecular function: zinc ion binding; ubiquitin protein ligase activity. The record is from RefSeq and is a predicted model, not a curated record. The transcript has 10 exons. Bases 702 to 2630 code for a protein of 642 amino acids.